AUGCUUCUCGAGCAAUCCCAACAAACUCCGACAACACUUCAUCGAUCGAUCAGUCAUACACCCAGCAUGGUGGUUAACAUAAAAGAAUAUCUAUCGGAUCAUUCACAGUUUAUUGAUUGUCCUUACUGUAAGGUCCACAAUACAACCGAAGUGAAAUUUACUGUUGGUCUCUUCACGUGGAUUAGUUUUCUAAUUAUCCUGAUGGUUGGCGUUUUCAUUCUGCCUUUAUUUUUCCUUUGGGUACCAUUCCUCGUCGACACAUUCAAAGAUGCGCAUCAUUACUGCUCCAAUUGCAAAGCCUGGAUCGGAAUCUAUCGACGACUGGGUAAAAGCAAAUAG
This is a messenger RNA of Loa loa (African eye worm), 339 nucleotides long. RefSeq lists its product as hypothetical. The record is from RefSeq and is a predicted model, not a curated record. Gene Ontology annotation, molecular function: zinc ion binding. Bases 1 to 339 code for a protein of 112 amino acids. NCBI's taxonomy places the organism in Eukaryota, Metazoa, Nematoda, Chromadorea, Rhabditida, Onchocercidae. The transcript has 2 exons.